Messenger RNA from Scaptodrosophila lebanonensis, 1119 nucleotides. Its product is annotated as probable palmitoyltransferase ZDHHC24. Gene Ontology annotation, biological process: peptidyl-L-cysteine S-palmitoylation; protein targeting to membrane. Bases 29 to 868 code for a protein of 279 amino acids. Gene Ontology annotation, cellular component: Golgi apparatus; endoplasmic reticulum. NCBI's taxonomy places the organism in Eukaryota, Metazoa, Arthropoda, Insecta, Diptera, Drosophilidae. The transcript has 2 exons. The record is from RefSeq and is a predicted model, not a curated record. Gene Ontology annotation, molecular function: protein-cysteine S-palmitoyltransferase activity.
UUAUGUUAUAUUUUUAAAUUGAAAAACUAUGAUUUUGCGUCCGUUGAAUCGCGUCUUGCCGCGCCGCGUUUCCGAUUUGGCAUGUUUCCUGCUCGUGGCCAUAUUCGUGCCGGUAACAUAUAUCUUUCAAACAACAAUUGUUUUGCCAGAGCUUCAUGAUGUCGGAGGAUUUUGGUAUAGCGCUAUAUGGGUGGCCGGCCUCUUUCUCGUAUUCAACCUGACAUCCAAUAUGCUGGCUUGCAUGCUUGUGGACACAACCAUAAAGAUUGUUAUCCUGAAGCCGCCCAUGGAGCCUGACCUGCGCUGCCGCUGGCGCAUGUGUGAGGAGUGCCAGGCAUUGGUGCCGCCGCGAUCGCAACACUGCGAUGUGUGCAAGAUUUGCGUUCUGAAGCGGGACCAUCAUUGUCUCUUCACCUGCUGUUGCAUUGGCCACUAUAAUUAUCGAUAUUUCUUCUAUUUUCUGGUCUACAUGGCGAUUGGGUCCCUCUAUGUGAGCAUAAACACGAGCAUCUAUUUGUGGUAUUUGCAUGCUGAUGUGUACUGGAGGUUGUACACCUUACUAAAAUUAAUAUUCCCGGCAUUGCUGCUUGUCAUUGACUCGUCGUGGGCGAAUUUUUAUCUAUUCGUAUACGAGCUGAAUCUGUUGGCGUUCUCCAUGAGCACGCUCUUGCUUCUAUUCCAUUGGCCGGUGAUAGCACAUGGGGCGACAGCGAAACAACGACGAGGCAAGGAUUUUGAUCUCGGCCUACGGGGAAAUUUGGAAAUGGUGCUGGGCAAGCGCAUGUUCUUGACAUGGCUGUCGCCCUUCGUGCGCAGCGAGUUGCCUCACGACGGCAUAAAUUGGAUGCCUAAUGCUAAAGAAAACUGAAUCAUCAUUUAUAGAACUAGUCACCUUUUGGAUUUAGUGUUAGUCUUAGAAUUGGGAGGGGAAGGCUUUAAAUCUAAUGCAUUAAUUAAUUCCAUUAAUUGCAUUAUAUAGCCUGUUGUCUCUUGCGAUUUUUGGGCUUUGAGUAAACAUAGUCAUUAGACAUAAGUUGCAUCUUGUGGAUGUGUAGGAAUUUAUUUAGAUGUACAACAAAUAUUGCAAUAUUAAACGUAUGUAUGUAUUGUGUAGCUGUA